AUGAACAUAGUCAUGAUGAAUACAAAAGUAAUCCUUCAACUCAUGGUUUUUUCCUUAGUUUUUACCAUGCUUGUGACACGUCAAGCUUGGGGUGAAGAGGAUUGUUACCAGGAUAAAGAAGAAAUUAAGAGAAAAUGCAAGGAUGCCAUCAGCCUUGGUGGCGAUUAUGUCCAACCAAGCGCCGAAUGCUGUGCAGCUGUGCGAAAAUCUAACAUGGCGGGCAUUUGUCGCAACCUUUCCGCCGACGAGCAGCUGAGAGUAUUAAGUGUUUCUAAACUAAUACGAGUUUCACGCCAAUGCAACAAUCCGGUUGCAGUUGGAAGCAAAUGCGGAGUUUGGACGGUUCAACCACCAUAUAAGGACCAACCAUGGGUGUAUGUCAAGUCGAGCGGCACCCGAUCGAGGAAGAAUCAUGAGACCGAUCGAGGAAUAUAA
Miscanthus lutarioriparius is the source of this 435-nucleotide messenger RNA. NCBI's taxonomy places the organism in Eukaryota, Viridiplantae, Streptophyta, Magnoliopsida, Poales, Poaceae. The record is from the annotation of a GenBank genome assembly.